AAUCUCUCCCCUCGGCUCGGUCAGUUACGCGAGUACCAGCGAACGUUCCGCGUGUCCAUCGUUUACACCGGCGAUGUCGCGAUAAAACCCCGAAAUCCAUCGUGACGAGACGAAUACGCGAAUUCACUUCAGACGUGUUCAGUGCGAAAUUCAGUGAAACAUCCACGGCCCAGGAUACGAAAAUAGGUGUAGUGCUCCCGGUACGAUGCCUAACAUGUCCUGCCAGUGAGCUGUAUCUUUCUUUCUCGAUAAGAUUCGAGCGCCUGACAGCGCGGCGGGGCGGCCCCAAUGCCGGUCAGGAAGGGCCUCCUCGCCCCACAAAAUACAUUUCUAGAUACCAUCGCUACUCGUUUCGAUGGAACCCACAGCAACUUUGUGCUGGGAAAUGCGCAGGUUCCGGCACUGUACCCGAUCGUAUAUUGCUCCGAUGGAUUCUGCGAGCUGACAGGAUUCGCGCGAGCGCAAAUUAUGCAGAAGGGCUGCGCUUGCAAGUUCCUCUAUGGCCCGGAAACGAAAGAAGAAGAAAGGGCAAUGAUUGACAAGAGCCUCGAAAGCAAGACGGAAUUAAAAAUGGAAGUUGUAUUUUAUAAAAAAAACGGAAGUCCAUUCGAUUGCUUGCUCGAUAUUGUUCCGAUCAAAAACGAAAAGGGCGACGUCGUUCUCUUUCUGGCUUCGCAUAAGGAUAUCACCCACACGAAGAAUCUUCAGCUCUGUGAGUUGCACGAUAGUGAUGCAAAUGGCGGUCUCGAUCCCGAGGCACCGCCAGCUAAUUAUGGCAGGAGAAGGAGCCGCGCCGUCCUUUAUCAAUUAUCUGGCCAUUUCAAACAGGACAAUAAGCAUAAAAUUAAAUUAAACAAUAAUCUUCUGCAUUCCACUGCACCACCUUUACCAGAAUACAAAACGACAGGAAUCAAAAAGUCUCAAUUCAUUCUAAGCCACUACGGCGGAUUUAAGUCUUGCUGGGAUUGGUUGAUACUACUUGCAACAUUUUACGUCGCGAUCGUUGUCCCAUUUAACGCAAGCUUCAUUAACAUCGACAGGCCUACGAUGGUCAGCGACGUUGUUGUCGAAGCACUAUUUAUAAUCGAUAUCGUUCUAAAUUUUAGAACGACAUACGUAAACAGGAAAGGUGAAGUCGUGAGCAACAGCAAAAGCAUUGCCGUGAAUUAUCUGAAGGGUUGGUUUAUCGUCGACCUUGUCGCUGCUCUACCCUUUGAUUUUCUUUAUGCUUCCGACGUUUACAGCGGCGAGGAAUCGGGACACGGUAAUAUUCACUUAGUAAAGUUAACGAGAUUACUGAGGCUCGCGCGAUUACUUCAAAAGAUGGACAGAUAUUCGCAGUACAGUGCAGUAAUAUUGACAAUGUUGAUGCUCUUUUUUAUUCUGGUCGCACAUUGGUUGGCUUGCAUUUGGUUCGUAAUCGCAGAGAAAGAGAGAUUGAAAAACGACAGCGACUGGGAUCUCGGGUGGAUUCAUACGCUGGCGGAAAGGUUAAAGAUUUCCGUGGCAAACGUGACACACGCUGAAAGUUACAUCACGGCAUUGUACUUCACUUGCAGUAGCUUAACGUCGGUAGGAUUUGGGAACGUGUCGGCCAAUACAUUUUCUGAAAAGUUCUUCUCGAUUUGCACAAUGCUCAUUGGCGCUCUGAUGCACGCUGUUGUGUUUGGUAACGUGACUGCAAUUAUUCAAAGAAUUUAUUCGAGGAGAUCGCUAUACCAAACAAAAUUGCGGGAUCUCAAGGACUUUUUUGUACUGCAUCAGAUCCCCGAUGAGUUGAAGCAACGAAUGCAGGACUAUUUUCAAACUAUGUGGUCGCUAAAUCACGGUAUUGAUAUAUACGAGACCCUCAAACAAUUUCCGGAAGAACUCCGGGGAGACGUUUCGAUGCACUUACAUCGCGAGAUAUUAAAUUUACCAAUAUUCGAAACUGCUUCCCAGGGCUGUCUCAAAUUAAUUUCUCUCCGCAUUAAGAACAAUUUUUGUGCACCCGGCGAAUAUCUUAUUCACAAGGGAGAUGCUCUCUCGUACAUUUACUACAUAUGCAACGGUUCUAUGGAAGUCAUACAGAAUAAUAUGGUCGUUGCAAUUCUGGGUAAGGGAGACUUGGUAGGCUGUGACAUAAACGUUCACCUGCAACACGGUAACAACGGGGGUGGAACAGGUGGCGGGGGAGCUGCCGAUGUCGUAGUUAAAUCGAGUUGUGACGUUAAAGCGUUAACAUAUUGUGAUUUAAAAUGUAUGAAUAUGCACGGGUUGGUCGAGGUACUUAGACUGUAUCCCGAGUACCAACACGAGUUUGCGAAUGAUAUAAUACAUGAUCUCACUUAUAAUAUUCGGGAGGGAUACGAAGCGGAACAAGAAUCAGACAUGAAUGGACCAUCGUUAACGCUACCUUCGAUCAGUGAAGACGAUGAAAACGUGCCUGAGGAGGGAGAAACUUCACCUUUAUCGCCACCAAAUAAAUCGCCGUUACAUACUUCGAGUCCCCGGCACGCUAAAUUCAGAGAUGAAUACCGCGAAGCACGUAGACCCGGAAGAGGAGUUCUAGUAAGGGGAAGAGCGGCUCAAGUAAUCGCUCAAGAGUCGAUGGAGGAACACAUACGAGGAUCGGUGGAAAGACUUGACACACAAUUUUCUACAUUACAUCAAGACGUCGCUACACUGAGUUGCGAGCUAAGAAAUGCCAUACAAGCUCUGCACAUACUCGCGUGUUCGCCACAAAGUAAUCCAAAUCUACCAACCCCCGCGAGUCGUGGGAGUGGCGUCCUGGCGAGAAGUUCGUCUCAUCCGCCGGAUGCUAUAUGCUGGGAUCCUCCCAGAAGAAUGUCAGACGCUACUACGCAAACCGACUGGCCCGUGGACUUAUUCGAAUCUUGGGUUCGAGCAAAUCCUCAAAAGGUUCUCAGAAUUCUCGAACUCGAUCCAGAUACUCUUCUGAGGCAGCCACACUCCCCGACACCGUCUCCAUCUUCUCCCCCGCCACCACCGUACGAACCCCUAUCGCCUGUUGCAGGAACGCCACCCCAAUCGCCAUCUCCGUCACAAGGUAAUCAUUCAAAUUAUUAUGUAUACUAAAUUCGUAUUUUGGCCAAAAAUAAAAAUCGAUAAAUAUGCAUCGGCGAUAGCGACACGACGUGUAUAUGCACCUAAAACACAAUGAAUUAAGGAUGUAUUAGCUAUACAGUCAAUC
Messenger RNA from Ceratina calcarata, 3193 nucleotides. RefSeq names its product Eag-like K[+] channel (gene Elk). Gene Ontology annotation, cellular component: plasma membrane. Gene Ontology annotation, molecular function: voltage-gated potassium channel activity. Gene Ontology annotation, biological process: regulation of membrane potential; potassium ion transmembrane transport. The coding region runs from base 289 to 3078 and encodes 929 amino acids. The transcript has 15 exons. The record is from RefSeq and is a predicted model, not a curated record. Lineage: Eukaryota; Metazoa; Arthropoda; Insecta; Hymenoptera; Apidae.